This is a messenger RNA of Carlito syrichta (Philippine tarsier), 3409 nucleotides long. It is a transcript of the gene ARHGAP24, whose product is annotated as Rho GTPase activating protein 24. The coding region runs from base 929 to 2902 and encodes 657 amino acids. The transcript has 7 exons. Gene Ontology annotation, cellular component: focal adhesion. Gene Ontology annotation, molecular function: GTPase activator activity. Gene Ontology annotation, biological process: wound healing, spreading of epidermal cells; negative regulation of Rac protein signal transduction; negative regulation of ruffle assembly. NCBI's taxonomy places the organism in Eukaryota, Metazoa, Chordata, Mammalia, Primates, Tarsiidae. The record is from RefSeq and is a predicted model, not a curated record.
CUCCCUCCUCCCCUCAUGUGUUGUGACUGCACCUUCUGCAUGUGACCAGCGGGCACUGGAGGCAGCCGCAGCCACAGCCUUGGUGACGAGCAGCCGUAGCCCUGCCAGCUCCCGCCUGGCUCUCAUUGAGAAACAAACGGAGAGAGGAGCAGGAAGGGGGGGCACUCCCUUGCACAGCUGCCUCCCCCGCAGAUCCAAGGAGCCUGCUGAAAUGGGCACUGGACUCUUCUGAUGAGAUGAUUCCCUCGGGAGUUUGAAGACAGAAGGGGAAAGGGAGAAACCUGCAGAGAGCAUCAAAGGAUGUGGGGCGCUCUAUAAGGCACAGAGGAGUCCGUUGAAAGAAAUCCAUCAUGCACCGAACUGCUUUCUGGAGAAGGUGCCAUGAUUUUCCUAGCCUUUGCUCAGAUGAAAGGAGGCAGCAAGGACAGUCCUGAAGUAUUCCUUGGGGGCCUUUUUGUCAUUGUUCCUCUUUCCUCUUGCACAGGGCUAUUUGCUGACCUUUCCAGAGGAAUCUCAGUCCAGCUGAGAAGACAGUUCUCAAUAAUAAGAACAAUAAAAUACAAAAACCAAUUCCUGCUGUUUGAAUAGAAGGUGUAGCUUGCUUGCUGCGUGCAGUUCUUUUCUUGUGACAUUUUGGAAUGUCUGCAGAAACUUAAACAAACAAACAAACAAACAAAAACCUUAAAAACUCCCUGGAUUAGGCAAGCAAAAAGGAAGUUUUUUGUUUUUGUCUUUUUGCCAAAAAGGAGUACAUGGGAGGUGGUAACUUAUCCCUAAGCCAGGACCUGGAUGAGCAAAACCUUCAAGUUCUAAGAAUCAGCACUUCAAACCUAACAAAUAAACAAACAUGAGAAGGAGUGGCUGUGGGCUUUCACUCAGAGGCAGGUUUUAAAAGAAGCCAAAACCAGGCUCAGAACUUCAGGCCUGUAUGAUGCCUGAAGACCGGAAUUCUGGGGGACGCCCCUCAGGCACCUUAGCGUCAACUCCUUUCAUCCCUAAAACUACAUACAGAAGAAUCAAACGGUGCUUUAGUUUUCGGAAAGGCAUUUUUGGACAGAAACUGGAAGACACUGUCCGUUAUGAGAAGAGAUACGGGAACCGUCUGGCUCCGAUGUUGGUGGAGCAGUGCGUGGACUUCAUCCGGCAGAGGGGGCUGAAAGAGGAGGGUCUCUUUCGACUGCCUGGCCAGGCUAAUCUCGUUAAGGAGCUCCAGGAUGCCUUUGACUGUGGAGAGAAGCCAUCAUUUGACAGCAACACAGACGUACACACAGUGGCAUCACUUCUGAAACUGUAUCUCCGAGAACUUCCAGAGCCAGUUAUUCCAUACGCAAAGUAUGAGGAUUUUCUGUCCUGUGCCAAACUGCUCAGCAAGGACGAGGAAGCAGGUGUUAAGGAAUUAGCAAAGCAGGUGAAGAGUUUGCCAGUUGUCAAUUACAACCUCCUCAAGUAUAUUUGCAGAUUCUUGGAUGAAGUACAGUCCUAUUCAGGAGUUAACAAAAUGAGUGUGCAGAACCUGGCAACUGUCUUUGGUCCUAAUAUCCUACGCCCCAAAGUGGAAGAUCCCUUGACUAUCAUGGAGGGCACCGUGGUGGUUCAGCAGUUGAUGUCAAUGAUGAUUAGCAAACAUGAUCGCCUGUUCCCCAAAGACGUAGAACCACAAGGCAAGCCCCAAGACGGAGUAAGCAACAACAACAAUGAAAUUCAGAAGAAAGCCACCAUGGGCCAGUUACAGAAUAAGGAAAACAAUAAUACCAAAGACAGCCCUGGUAGGCAGUGUUCUUGGGACAAGUCCGAGUCACCUCAAAGAAGCAGUUUGGACAAUGGAUCCCCCACAGCUCUACCAGGCAGCAAAACCAAUAGCCCAAGGAACAGUGUUCACAAGUUAGAUGUCUCAAGGAGCCCCCCACUCAUGGUCAAAAAGAACCCAGCCUUUAAUAAGGGUAGUGGGAUAGUCACCAAUGGGUCCUUUAGCAGCAGUAAUGCAGAAGGUCUUGAGAAAACCCAAACCACCCCCAAUGGGAGCUUACAGGCCAGAAGGACCUCUUCAUUGAAGGGAUCUGGUACAAAAAUGGGCACCCACAGUGUACAGAAUGGAACAGUGCGCAUGGGCAUUUUGAACAGCGACACCCUUGGGAACCCUGUGAAUGGCCGUAGCAUGAGCUGGCUGCCAAAUGGCUAUGUGACCCUGAGGGAUAACAAACAGAAAGAGCAAGCUGGAGAGUCAGGCCAGCACAAUAGACUCUCCACCUAUGAUAACGUCCACCAGCAGUUCUCCUUGAUGAAUCUUGAUGAUAAGCAAAGCGUUGACAGUGCCACCUGGUCCACGUCCUCUUGUGAAAUCUCCCUCCCUGAGAACUCCAAUUCCUGCCGUUCCUCUACCACCACCUGUCCAGAACCAGACUUUUAUGGUGGGAACUUUGAGGAUCCUGUUUUGGAUGGACCCCCACAGGACGAACUUUCCCACCCUGUCGACUAUGAAAGCAAAAGUGAUCGUAGGAGUGUGGGAGGUCGAAGUAGUCGUGCCACCAGCAGCAGUGACAACAGCGAAACAUUUGUUGGUAACAGCACCAGCAACCAUAGUGCCCUGCACAGUUUAGUUUCCAGCCUGAAACAGGAAAUGACCAAACAGAAGAUAGAGUAUGAGUCCAGGAUAAAGAGCUUAGAACAGCGAAACUUGACUUUGGAAACAGAAAUGAUGAACCUCCAUGAUGAACUGGAUCAAGAGAGGAAGAAGUUCACGAUGAUAGAAAUCAAAAUGAGAAAUGCUGAGCGAGCAAAAGAAGAUGCUGAGAAGAGAAAUGAUAUGCUCCAGAAAGAAAUGGAGCAGUUCUUUUCCACGUUUGGGGAGCUGACAGUGGAGCCCAGGAGAACCGAGAGAGGAAACACAAUAUGGAUCCAGUGAGCCCACUUCCUCCUGUUGUCCCUGAUGGCUCUGGGAAGGACACUGGGGAUUCUGGUGGGAUGUUACAUGGGAUCAGGUGGCUGGUCACCUGGCUGUAUAGAGGUCUAAAUGGUAAAGGAAUAUCAUUUACAGACAUUAACCAUCCAUAUCUACAAUGUGUACCAAAGUUAUAUCAUGCCCCAUCAUGCUACUGUCAAGUGUUACAACUGGAUAUGUGUAUAUAGAGUAGUUUUUAAAAAGGUGAACUAAAAAUGAGAAGCAUAUUUCAAGAAUUAUUUUAUUGCAAGUCCUGUAUUUAAAAUGUUAAAUCAAUAUGUUGUUGCAAUCUAGCUUGCCUUCAAGCUUCACCCCUUGCACUUAACAUAAACUAUUUUUGGCAUUGUGUUAUCAUCAGCUUAUUUUAUAGAUCAAUAUUUUUAUUUCCCUUUUUGCUGAGGAAAUGAAGAUAAGCAGAAAUAUAAAUAUAUAUAAAUAUAUAUAAGAUGAGUUAUUAAAAUCAAAAGAAUA